Molecule: messenger RNA, 657 nt
Organism: Symbiodinium natans
Lineage: Eukaryota; Dinophyceae; Suessiales; Symbiodiniaceae
Source: the annotation of a GenBank genome assembly
AUGCCCAUGAUUGUCGGGGUCGGAGCAGCUGUUACAACCUUGCUGGUCUUGAGAGCCCUUCGGCGACGUUUGUCCCCGGUUGUCACCUCCAAGUUGGCGUGCCGCUGCGGGAAGAUUCAGGGCGAAAUCUCGGCUAUUCGCCAGGACUCCAUCCGCAUUCACUGCUACUGUGGCGAUUGCCGGGAGUAUGCAAAAUUCAUUGCAUCCUUGGGGGAGCAAGGAGACACGACCAUCGGAGAGUACGGAGACAGUCGGCUGGUACAGGUCUGCAAAAGCGCCCUGAAGAUAACACAAGGACACGAACUCAUCAAACUGGCAAGAAAGGCGGCCAAACCAGAUGGCAAAGGACAGCUGAUCAUGCAUCGGUACUAUGCGAGUUGCUGCAGUGUGCCGCUCUACAACACCGUGGACUUCUUGGGCUUCGUGGGUGUCUUCACGGAUUUCUUGGACGAGCAUUGUAUGGAGUAUGCAGGCCCUAUACGCAUGUUUCCGGAGGAAGCCUUAGGUGCGCCACCCAACCCAGAAGCAGAUGUGUCUUUUCCAGACCUCUUCUGGAAGCAGCUUCGUUAUCUUUGGUGGCGUAAAUGCGGCCCAUUUGACUACACGCAGGAGCCUGUGUACUGGGCAAGCGCUUCCGACACGAAGAAGGACGAUUGA